UGCGUGAAAAUGCCGUAGGACGCCCAGCGGCUGGUAGGUGGCCGCGUUAAGAGUAAAGAGGCGGAAAGGUGCCGGUCAGGGGGCCCGAAAGCUGCCGGACAGGGGGCCUGCGGAGCAUAAGGGGACAGCGGCACAGUCGUGGGGUAGCUGGGUUUAACAAAACCUGGAGACCUGGCCGGUGGCUGGACAAGGAAACCAUGGAUCUGGAAAACAUCGUAGCCAACACAGUGCUACUUAAUGCCAGGGAAGGAGGAGCCGGUAAGAGAAAAGGGAAGAGCAAGAAAUGGAAGCAGAUGCUACAGUUUCCACACAUUAGUCUUUGUGAAGACAUUGAACGACAGAUUGGUACGAGCGUUUUAUGCCACUGGUCAUUGUUAUUCAACGCCGCAUGUGCUUUGGAAUCCAAUUUGCAAAAAGAGCGUUUCUUCCAUUUCCCACAGCAAGCACAGCCCUGUCUCAGCACACAGCUACCCCGAGUGGUGCCGAGUUGGCGAUGCUGUUUUUCUCCGACUUUCUUCUGUCCAACUGCGUGUCUUGUUGCUGUAGCGCCUGAGGUGGUGAAAAACGAACGCUACACCUUUAGUGCAGACUGGUGGUCCCUGGGUUGCCUGAUCUUCGAGAUGAUCGAGGGCCACCCCCCCUUCACGCAGCCUAAGAGGAAGCUCAUCCGAGAGGAGAUCGAGCAGAUGGUGAAGGAAGGGCAGGAAGAAUAUUCCAGCAAGUUCUCUGAGGAUGCCAAGUCACUCUGCAAGAUGUUGCUGGCUAAAAAUCCCAGUGAUCGGCUGGGAUGCCAGGGGGGCGGAGCCAUAGAGGUUAAGUCCCACUCCCUCUUCAGGAUAAUCAACUUCACGCGGCUGGAGGCAGGCAGGCUGAAGCCGCCAUUUGCACCUCAUCCCCUGGCUGUUUACUGCAAGGAUGUUCUGGACAUUGAACAAUUUUCCACAGUCAAGGGAGUGGAAUUGGAGCCCAGUGACAGCUCCCUCUACCACAGGUUCUGCACUGGCUGUGUGUCCAUCACCUGGCAGAAUGAGAUGAUCGAAACUGGCUGCUUUGAUGAGCUGAAUGUGUUUCCCCUGGAUGAGGAUCCACCCCCAGACCCGGCUGGGGCGAAUCACGCAUCCCCUAAACCCAAUGAGGGGCUACUUUACAGGCUGUUUUGGUGGCAGGACUGUUGCAGAAACUGCAGUGACAGCGAGGAAGAGCCGACAAGGUUGUGAUCUGUUUAGAGCCAUCUGUUUUUUAUUUAUGUGUACAUAUAUACAUAUACAGACACUGUUUUGUAUAUUUUUAGCUUUGUUUUGUUUUUGAAUUUGAAAAUGCUGUACUGUAUGUGAUUACCUAGAUAUAACACCUACUUUUAAUAUGUCUACUGCUUGAAGUUUGUUUAAUAGUUUGAGUAAAAUGAAAAGAUCUAAAUUCACUGAUUGUAGACAUGCUAUUUAUAGGUAAAUGAGACAUGCCAUGAAAUAUGGUAUUUAAAAACGCAAGUCAUGGAAUAUGGUAUUUAAAAACGCAAGUCAUGGAAUAUGGUAUUUAAAAACGCAAGUCAUGAAAUAUGGUAUUUAAAUGUUUGUUCCUCUGUUAAAUCCCAUUUUAAUGAUUUGCAGCUUUGGCUUGUUUUGCAGUAGGAACUGUUUGCCUACAGAAACUACAGAAACGUCAUAAAUCAGGGGAUACAUUUUGGAGGAUUCUGAUAUUGCAAAUUCCGGUCUCUGGAAAAAAAAAAUCAGUUUGGAACAUAGCUGAUUAAGAGAUCUUAACAAUUUAAUA
Messenger RNA from Paramormyrops kingsleyae, 1770 nucleotides. NCBI's taxonomy places the organism in Eukaryota, Metazoa, Chordata, Actinopteri, Osteoglossiformes, Mormyridae. The record is from RefSeq and is a predicted model, not a curated record.